Molecule: messenger RNA, 2404 nt
Organism: Gasterosteus aculeatus aculeatus (three-spined stickleback)
Lineage: Eukaryota; Metazoa; Chordata; Actinopteri; Perciformes; Gasterosteidae
Product: tripartite motif-containing protein 16-like
Molecular function (GO): protein binding; zinc ion binding
Source: RefSeq, a predicted model, not a curated record
CCACGCACGCACACAUGCUUGUAGUUGUCCAGCGAAGCCGACGAUGACGUCCACUUCUGCUCUUCAUGGAGAGCUUUCUGGUGGCUGUGAAGUUCUGUGACGGACCCGCAGGUCGUGUAGCAGGUGGGACACGUGUAGGUCUUUCCUGCUUUUCCUGUCUCCCGGCUGUCCAGUCCGCAGACACACACACACACACACACACACACACACACUCUAAGAUGAAACGCAUGCAGGAAUUGUGUCUUGAAAACCAAGGUUUCCUCAGUGAGCAGGAGCGUGGCCGUCACAGCGCUGCAGGCUGCUCCCUCCCUUCCUCGUUCACUCCUCUCCUUCCCGUUUGGAGGGGGGUGUGACGACACUCUGGAGUGAGCGAGCUGAAACCGGUUUCGAGUAUUAGGAAGUGAAAUUCAGACGGGCGUCUGUUUUGAGAGGAGAAAUGUCUCAGCUGGACUUGGAGACCUUCUCCUGUUCCGUCUGUCUGGACCUCCUGAAGGACCCGGUGACUAUUCCCUGUGGACACAGCUACUGCAUGAGCUGUAUUAACACCCACUGGGAUAAAGAGGAUGAGAAGAACCUCCACAGCUGCCCUCAGUGUAGGCGGACCUUCAUUCCGAGGCCUGUCCUGGUGAAGAACACCAUGUUAGCAGAUCUGGUGGAGCAGCUGAAGAAGAGUGGACACCAAGCUGCUCCUGAUCCUGAUCACUGCUAUGCUGGACCUGAAGAUGUGGCGUGUGAUUUCUGCACUGGGAGGAAGCUGAAAGCCGUCAAGUCCUGUCUGGUGUGUCUGAUCUCUUACUGUGAGAAACACCUUCAGCCUCAUUAUGAAUUUCCUGCCUUUGAGAAACACAAGCUGGUGGACCCCUCUAAGAAGCUCCAGGAGAACAUCUGCUCUCGUCAUAACGAGAUGAUGAAGAUCUUCUGUCGUACUGAUCAGCAGAGCAUCUGUUAUCUUUGCUUUAUGGAUGAACAUAAAGACCACGACACGGUCUCAGCUGCAGCAGAAAGGACUGAGAGGCAGAGAGAGCUGGAGGUGAGUCGACUCAACAUCCAGCAGAGAAUCCAGGACAGAGAGAAAGGUGUGAAGCUGCUUCAACAGGAGGAGGAGAAAAUCAAUCUCUCUGCUGAUAAAGCAGUAGAGGACAAUGAGAAGAUCUUCUCCCAGCUGAUCCGUCUCAUCGAGGAAAGAAGCUCUGGUGUGAAGCAGCAGGUCAGAUCCCAGCAGAGAGCUGAAGUGAGUCGAGUCAAAGAUCUUCAGGAGAAGCUGCAGCAGGAGAUCUCAGAGCUGAAGAGGAGCGACGCUGAGCUGCAGGAGCUCUCACACACAGAAGACCUCAACCAGUUCCUACAAAGGCACUCCUCUCUCUCAAAACCCCGAGAAUCCACACAGCUGCCCAGCGUCAAGAUCCGUCCUCCGAGCUACUUUGAGGACGUGACGGUGUCUGUGUCACAAGUCCGAGACAAACUACAGGAGCUCCUGAAGGACAAAUGGCCCGAGGUUCUCAGAACAGUGACGGAGGUGGACGGUCUCCUGCCCCAACAGCUGAGGACCAGAGAGGAGUUCUUGCAGUACGCAUAUCAAAUGACACUGGAUCCAAAUACAAGUAAUUCAGGGAUGGUUUUAUCGGAGAAGAGACGUAAAGUAACAGCAAGGCUUCCUUCCUUACAAGUUGACAAAUCCCCGGGUAGAUUUACUUCCUACCAGAUCCUGAGCAGAGAGAGCAUGACCGGACGGUGUUACUGGGAGGUGCAGUGGGACGCUCGCGUCACAAUAGCCGUCGCAUACCAGGAUAUGAGAAGAUCAGGGAUGAAAAAGGAAUGCACAUUUGGACACAAUGACAAGUCCUGGGCCUUGUACUGUCUGCCUGACUGUGAAUUCAGACACAAUGACACCCGCACUCCGAUCGAAGGCAAGUCGUCCCACAAGGUGGGAGUGUUCCUGGAUCACACGGCGGGCGUCCUGUGUUUUUACAGCGUGGGUGAAACCGUGACCCUCCUCCACCGAGUCCAGACCACCUUCACGCAGCCCCUCCACGCCGGAAUCGCCCUCCAUUAUUACAGAGGAGACAACGCCACGCUGUGUGAGCUCCAGUAGGAUUGGUUAAGUUUAGCAUUUUUGUUUUCUUUCAGAGAAAUCGGAUAAUUAAGUCUUUAACAAUCAAAGUCGUUGUUGCUCAGCAUUUAUUUGUUUUUUUGUUUGUAUGUGGAUUUGUUCAUUGAAAACUGAGUCCUACAGUUUCACAGUGCAGCCACCUUUACGUGUAUCUGCCGGGCUGAAGCGUCUUUUAAGGAGCAACGGCAGUGUAACUGAUUAUUUAAUGGUUCUAGUUUGUGGGUCAAGGGAACAUGGAAAAUCAAUAAAGGAUUUAUCUGGAAAACAAAUGCAAAUAAAAUGAUGAUUAAGACA